Messenger RNA from Mercurialis annua (annual mercury), 2211 nucleotides. RefSeq lists its product as uncharacterized. Lineage: Eukaryota; Viridiplantae; Streptophyta; Magnoliopsida; Malpighiales; Euphorbiaceae. The record is from RefSeq and is a predicted model, not a curated record. The transcript is spliced from 3 exons. Bases 1 to 2070 code for a protein of 689 amino acids.
AUGUCGGGUGAAACCUUAGAUCAUGAAGAGGGGAGGGGUUAUGAUGAUCACGGUGUGGGCACAGACGAGCCGUCUACGGAGUUCGUAGUCGUUCGUCCUCUCCGAGGUAACACCCCGGAUGUGGAAGAGACUGGGACCUCUCAACCUUUACCGGUCGAGAAAGGGAAAAAGAAGAGAAAAGCUCCCGAGGCCAGCGAGAAAAAUGAUGACCGUGAUAUCAAGGCCUCUCGGUGCACCCGGGGUUUUCUGAGAGCAGUACGGGAAACGUUCAGUAUUCCUGUCGAAUACGAGCUGUCUUUGGUGCCCGAGGGGCAAAAGCUGAACGACGUGCCUCCUGCGAACACCAUCAUGCUGACCCUGGAGCAUUUGCAGUCUGGGAUCCGGUUUCCCCUGCUCGAGCACUACAAGGAGUUGAGCCGUUACUUCGAGGUGCCCUUGUCGCAGAUUCACCCUAAUGGGGUUCGACACUUCUCUUGCUUCUUGAAGCUCUGCGAGAAGACCGGGGUGGUGCCUAGCAUGAGGUUGUUCUGCUGCCUGUACCUCAUGUCCCUCAAAGACCGGAACCAUUUUGCAUACCUGCGGUUCCGGAGCGAAAGGAAGGCUGUUCCCGGGGGGUUGGUCUCUGGAGUGAUUGAUUCACUCCGGGAUUUCAAAGAAGAUUAUUUUCAAAUUUCCCAUCCUUCGGCCUUUGAUGGGAUGGGUACCUCGUGGUCUUGUUUUUUUUUUUUUUUUUUUUUUUUUUUUACCCUGAAUUUUGUUACUUGUGUGAGUACUGACUUCGUUGUGUACAUUUUUGUUGCAGUGAACAGCCUAGAUCUGAGCAAGCUAGCCGGGAAGAAAAGAAAGAGGCCGGCGAGCCGAAAUGUAGCCCCGGCUCCUGCUCCGGUUCCCCGAGCUACCGAGGUGCCAAAGUCACCUGCUGCCAAGGCACCUGCUACCACGGGUGUUCCUGAAGAACCCCUGCGGGGUGCUGAUGCUAUCCCCCUCCGAGUUCGUUUACCGGAGGGGAUCGAGGUGCCGGUGGGUGCCGAACCGGUCGGGAAUAUCCCGUUCGUGAACCUGGACUCCACCGAGACGGUGGAUGGUCCCAUCCGGGGCUCGGCUGAUCCCCAGGGGGCAACUCCUGCGCCCGCUGGGCAAAGUUCUAGGGCUCCUCCAACUCGGAUGCCUGAUCUUCCAGACAUCUCGUCGGGGUCGAGCACCACUGCUCCGGGUCCUCAGACCAUCACUCGAGCCAGCUUCGCCGAGUGGGUCAGCAGGCACAACGAUGGUCGACCAGCUACCCUGCAUGACCUGGUCAUUGCGGGCGACGUUGCUCGUGUGACCACUCUUCCUGCUGACCGAGAGCACUACAAGUCCCACCAGCCUGAGAAUUUGUGGGCUGUGGUUUCCUCCUUUUGCCUCCAGGCCUCGCAGAUGGCCUACAUGGCCGAUCAAAACCAGAGCAAGGUGGAGAUCGACCUGACACUGGCCAAGGACCUUCUUCUGACCGAGAAGAAGAGGGCCCGGGAAGCCGAGAGGAGGGCUUCCGAGGCAGAGAAGAAAGCUUCUGAGGGGGCUGCCCUGGUUGCUACGCUGGAGUCUCAGUUGAAGAGCUCCGAGGAUCGCCGGGCUGAGGACCUCGGUGUGCUGGAGAAGCUGCGAGCUGAGGUGACUCAACUCGAGAAUGACAGAGUCCUGGCCCGGGACGAUUUCACCAAGCAGCUGGCCGACUUGACGACUCGGAACGAUCUGGCUUCUAAGGGUCUUCGGGAGACCGUGGCCGACCAGAAGAAGCAGAUUGCUGAGAUCACCCAGCGGGCUGAGAAAGCGGAGGCCGAGGUGAAGGAAGUCACGGGCCGGGAAGAGAAGAUUUAUGACGACUUCCGCCGCAUCCUCUAUGUCAGCGAGGUUCAAGCGGGCGAGUAUGUCCGAGGUCGUUUCGGAGCCGAUGUGGAUGUUUCAGACUUUGUUCUGGACAUCGAGGAGCUGGGUCGGCGAGCCAAGGAGCUGCCAGAAGACUAUGAUGUGCCCGCCGACAUCGAAGACUACCUUGCUGAUGACCAGGAACCGGGCUCCAACCCUCCUUAGAUAAUUUUUUCUUUUUUGCCUUGUAAUUUUUGAACAGUUUUUGUAACUCCUGAAUAUUGAGCUUUGAGCUCUCUUUAUAAGAUUGAAUACUUUCUUUUGUAUAUACUUGUUUUCUUGAAUGAGAUUUCCUUUAUUUUGUAA